AUUGUGUGUGUUUAGGAGUGAGAGAGCGGCAGUAGCAGGCGGUAGCUCAGCACUCCAGAUUUCCAUGGCUCUCCCAUUACAUCUCAAAUGCUAUCCAUAUCCAUUCUCUCUCCCUUACACCUUCAACCUCUCUAAACCACCAUCACCAUUUCCUCCUCUUUCCUUCCCCAACAAAACCAAUCUCUCUUCUUCAUUUUCUUCCCCAAUUCACAAAAACUUUUCAAUCCAGUCCUCCUCCUCCACUUCUCCAACUCCUCUUCUCCCUCCUGACUUCACAUCCAACCAACUCCUCGACGCCGUCCGCCGCCAAAACGACGAGUCGUCCGCUCUCCGCCUCUUCGAAUGGGCCUCAAAUCAGCCCAACUUCUCCCCCUCUCCUUUGCUCUACAACGAAAUCCUCGGAAAGCUCGCCGCCGUCGGCUCCUUCGAGUCGAUGAAAACCCUCUUGAACGACAUGAAGAAGAACAACGACGACUGCCACGUGGGCCCAGGUACUUUCCUGAUUUUCGUUGAGGGUUAUGCCAAUUUCGACUUGUACGAUGAAAUUUUAGGUCUUGUUGAUGUGAUGGAAACUGAAUUUGGGGUUAAACCGGAUACCCAUUUCUAUAAUAUCUUGUUGAAUGUAUUUGUUGAGGGAAAUAAGUUGAAAUUGGUUGAGGAAUCUCAUUCGGAUAUGCUUAGGAGAGAGAUUAAGCCUGAUGUUUCGACUUUUAAUGUUUUGAUUAAGGCACUUUGUAGGGCCCACCAGAUUAGGCCUGCCCUUUUGAUGAUGGAGGAAAUGAUGCCAAAUUAUGGCCUCUCCCCGGAUGAGAAAACAUUCACCACUAUUAUGCAAGGGUACAUCGAGGAAGGUGAUAUUGGUGGUGCCUUGAGAGUUAAGGAACAAAUGGUUGAUUAUGGAUGUUCUUGUACUAAUGUUACUAUUAAUGUAUUGGUUAAUGGGUUUUGUAAAGUGGGUAGAGUUGAGGAAGCCCUCGGGUUUAUCCAAGAGAUGGUGGAGAGUGAAGGGUUUGUUCCUGAUAGGUUUACUUUCAAUACAUUGGUGAAUGGUUUGUGCAAGAUUGGGCAUGUUAAGCAUGCUUUGGAGACGAUGGAUGUGAUGCUUCAGGAGGGAUUCGAUCCCGAUAUUUACACGUAUAACGCGUUGAUUUCAGGGUUGUGUAAGUUGGGGGAAGUUGACGAGGCUGUCGAGAUUCUGAACCAGAUGGUUUCGAGGGAUUGUUCCCCGAAUACUGUCACAUAUAACACGAUCAUCAGCACGUUGUGUAAAGAGAACCAGGUGAAAGAGGCGACAGAACUUGCCCGUGUUUUGACAAGCAAGGGUAUUUUGCCCGAUGCUUGCACUUUCAAUUCGCUGAUUCAAGGUCUGUGCUUGACGAGUAAUCAUAAAGUUGCGAUGGAGCUCUUUGAGGAGAUGAAGAACAAAGGGUGCCAGCCGGAUGAAUUCACUUACAAUAUGUUAAUUGAUAGCAAUUGUUCUAAAGGGAGGAUAAUGGAAGCUUUGGGCCUGUUGAAAGAAAUGGAAUCGACUGGUUGUGCACGGAAUGUGAUCAUAUACAAUACUUUGAUCGACGGGUUGAGCAAAAAUAAAAGGAUUGAGGAAGCAGAGGAAAUUUUCGAUCAGAUGGAACUCCAGGGAAUUUCGAGAAAUUCGGUGACCUACAACACCCUCAUCGAUGGCCUAUGCCAGAGCAGGAGGGUGGAGGAAGCUUCUUUGCUCAUGGAUCAGAUGAUAAUGGAAGGCUUGCAACCUGACAAAUUCACUUAUAAUUCGCUUCUCACAUAUUUCUGCCGGGAAGGAGAUAUCAAGAAGGCGGCAGAUAUUGUUCAAACCAUGACCUCAAAUGGUUGUGAACCAGAUAUCGUCACAUACGGAACACUUAUUGGGGGAUUGUGUAAGGCUGGUAGAGUUGAGGUCGCAAAUAGGCUUCUUAGAACUAUUCAGAUGAAAGGGAUGGUCUUGACUCCACAGGCUUAUAACCCUGUAAUACAAGCAUUGUUCAAGCGAAAGAGAACAAAAGAGGCCACGAGGCUUUUCAGAGAAAUGAUGGAGAAAGGCGAUCCUCCAGAUGCUAUCUCCUAUAAGAUUGUGUUUCGCGGGCUUUGUAAUGGUGGAGGACCGAUUGGAGAGGCUGUUGAUUUCGUGGUUGAGAUGACAGAGAGAGGAUUUGUACCGGAAUUCUCGUCAUUUGCUAUGCUUGCUGAAGGGCUUUGUGCUUUGUCUAUGGAGGACACCCUCAUCAAGCUUGUUGAUCUGGUGAUGGUUAAAGCAAAGUUCUCGGAUAGUGAAGUUUCCAUGAUUAGGGGUUUUCUCAAAAUCCGUAAGUUUCCUGAUGCAUUGGCCAAUCUUGGUGGUAUUUUGAAUAGCCGAACGCCUAGGAGAUCAUCGUACCGGUACAGAUUAAACUAACAUAUGCUUCUCUGAAUCCAAUUUGGAGUAAAACACAAAUGCGACGGGUUUUGAGUACGAAUGCUGUUGGUUUCUGCUGUUAGUCUUGGGCAGGUGAGCAGAUCAUCUUCUAGUUCUAGUGUUCCAAUAGUUGGAAGAGGAAAAUGCAGAGAUAAUGUGGAAGAAACUCCUUUUUUUUGUUUUUUAAACAUUGUGCACUGGACGGAAGUCACAGAGCCACUGCGAGAGGAGGUAACAAUUUUCACAUAGAAGAGCAACACCACUCUAGGGCAAACUACUUCAAGGCAAUAAAGUGAAACUACGACUGAGAAAUUACUUUGCUGCUGCAAAAUCAAUUAGGCUAGAUUAGGAAAUAUAAAUGGCUCCCAUCUUAUUCGUGUACCUGUCAUUGGUGGUUCAGUUCUUGGUGAUUGAGUGCCAUGAUUUGCCGUUUUAAGGGUUUUACUUUUUAACAAUAAUGAAGAGAAUAUUUUGCAUUUGAUAUAAAUAUCUAUUUCUCCAAAAAUUUCAGCUAUU
This is a messenger RNA of Morus notabilis, 2926 nucleotides long. RefSeq names its product pentatricopeptide repeat-containing protein At3g53700, chloroplastic. Gene Ontology annotation, molecular function: protein binding. The record is from RefSeq and is a predicted model, not a curated record. NCBI's taxonomy places the organism in Eukaryota, Viridiplantae, Streptophyta, Magnoliopsida, Rosales, Moraceae. The transcript has 2 exons. The coding region runs from base 65 to 2410 and encodes 781 amino acids.